AUGAUUCUCAACGCUGGGAUCUUAGGCGACAGCGCCUGGAAUUAUCUCCCCUUUACUGUUGUCAUACUGGCAUGGGUUGGCUUUUUAGCUAUUCUUGUCGCCUAUCGAAUUCUUUUCCACCCACUUGCGGCCGUUCCGGGACCUUGGCCAGCAAAGGUGACCGGACUCUACCGCACAUACCUUUAUUGGAGAGGUACAUUCCAUGAGGAUAUCGUAAACCUUCACAAGAAAUACGGAAAGGUGGUCCGUAUCAAUGCCGAUGAAGUUUCUACCGUCGACGCCGUUUCCCUCAAGCAGAUAUAUGGCUUCGGAAACAACAAUGCUCGGAAGCAUCAGUUCUACGAUGCAUUUCGGCUCGACUUGCCUGACGCUUUCAAUGAGAUUGACCCAGCGAACCAUGCUCUCAUUCGAAAGCGUUCCUCAAACGCCUACGCAAUGUCCUCCAUCAUCGCCUACGAACCUUAUAUGUAA
Molecule: messenger RNA, 471 nt
Organism: Fusarium musae
Lineage: Eukaryota; Fungi; Ascomycota; Sordariomycetes; Hypocreales; Nectriaceae
Exons: 1
Coding region: 1-471 (156 amino acids)
Molecular function (GO): monooxygenase activity; heme binding; iron ion binding
Source: RefSeq, a predicted model, not a curated record